This is a messenger RNA of Paramormyrops kingsleyae, 1920 nucleotides long. It is a transcript of the gene cct6a, whose product is annotated as chaperonin containing TCP1, subunit 6A (zeta 1). NCBI's taxonomy places the organism in Eukaryota, Metazoa, Chordata, Actinopteri, Osteoglossiformes, Mormyridae. Gene Ontology annotation, molecular function: ATP-dependent protein folding chaperone; ATP hydrolysis activity; ATP binding. Gene Ontology annotation, biological process: protein folding. The record is from RefSeq and is a predicted model, not a curated record.
AAUGACAGAAGGCAGCGCAUGUGCCACAGAAGAGUGUUCUAGAAACCGGCGAGGGCCUGUGAUCCGCUACUCGCUCGAUUCAUUGUAGCGUCGGCUCUCGGCUGCCUUGUACCAGGAUGACUGCUGUUAAAGCGCUGAACCCGAAGGCUGAGGUAGCCCGGGCCCAGGCAGCCCUUGCCGUGAACAUCAGCGCUGCUCGCGGACUUCAGGACGUGCUGAGAAGCAAUCUGGGCCCAAAGGGGACUAUGAAAAUGCUUGUGUCUGGCGCCGGCGACAUAAAGCUGACCAAAGAUGGCAAUGUCCUGUUGCAUGAGAUGCAAAUUCAGCAUCCGACAGCCUCUUUGAUAGCUAAGGUGGCAACGGCCCAGGAUGACAUCACUGGGGAUGGAACGACCUCCAAUGUGCUUAUAAUUGGGGAGCUUCUGAAGCAAGCAGACCUCUAUGUUUCGGAGGGUCUCCAUCCUCGGAUUAUUGUUGAAGGAUUUGAAGCGGCGAAGGAGAAGGCUUUGGCGGUGCUGGAACAGGUAAAGGUGACCAAGGAGAUGGAUCGAGAGACGCUCAUCAACGUGGCUCGAACUUCCUUGAGAACUAAAGUUCACGCCGAGUUGGCAGACCUCCUAACAGAGGCUGUGGUUGAUGCCGUGCUUGCUAUCCGGAAACCAGACGAACCCAUCGACCUGUACAUGGUGGAGAUUAUGGAAAUGAAACACAAAACGGAGACCGACACAACGCUGAUCAGAGGCUUGGUGUUGGACCAUGGGGCCCGUCAUCCUGACAUGAAGAAGCGUGUAGAAGAUGCCUAUGUGCUGACCUGCAAUGUCUCCUUGGAGUAUGAAAAGACCGAGGUCAACUCUGGCUUCUUCUACAAGAGCGCCGAGGAGAGAGACAAGCUGGUCAAGGCUGAGAGGAAGUUCAUUGAGGAGCGAGUCAACAAGAUCAUAGACCUGAAGAGAAAAGUUUGUGGGGACGGACAGAAGGGAUUUGUUGUGAUUAACCAGAAGGGCAUCGACCCGUUCUCCCUGGAUGCCUUGGCGAAGGAGGGCAUCGUGGCUCUGCGCAGGGCUAAGAGGAGGAACAUGGAAAGGCUCACUUUGGCCUGCGGUGGCAUCGCAAUGAAUUCCGUCGAUGACCUCACACUGGAGUGCUUGGGCCACGCCGGGCUGGUGUACGAGCACACACUGGGAGAGGAGAAAUUCACAUUCAUCGAGAAGUGCAGUAACCCACGCUCAGUGACUCUGCUGGUGAAGGGGCCCAACAAGCACACGCUGACCCAGAUCAAAGAUGCCGUGCGGGACGGCCUGCGCGCUGUCAAGAACGCCAUCGAAGACGGGUGUGUCGUGUCGGGGGCCGGCGCCUUCGAGGUGGCCGUGGCCGACGCUCUGGUGAAGCAUAAACCCAACGUGAAGGGGCGGGCUCAGCUGGGAGUGCAGGCUUUUGCAGAUGCCCUACUGAUCAUUCCCAAGGUUCUGGCACAAAAUUCGGGAUAUGACCCGCAGGAGACCUUAGUGAAGCUUCAGACUGAGCAUAAAGAAUCGGGGCAGCUCGUAGGUGUGGACCUCGGCACAGGGGAACCGAUGAUUGCUGGGGAAGCUGGCAUCUGGGACAAUUACAGUGUGAAGAAACAGCUUCUACAUUCAUGCACGGUCAUCGCAAACAACAUCCUGUUAGUUGAUGAGAUCAUGAGAGCUGGCAUGUCAUCCCUUAAGGGUUCAGCCUGACCUGGCCUUCCGCCUUAGUGUCCGUGGAUAGAUCCUCCAUUCCCAGCACUUUGGAAGUCUUUGGUGUGAAGAGGGUUUUGUUUAUCAGUCAAGGCUACCGGUCCUCCCUACAUCAUUUUGUCCAGGAACAUCUUAGUCGGAUUUAUGGCACUGAACUGUACAGUUAACCCCUUUAUAACCAAUAAAAUGUUUUGCCCUUGAA